CAGAGUUUGAAGGUUUAUUGAAACAUGGGGAAGCACUUGUUCCGAUCAUCACCUCCACGGGAGAAACAAACAGCUCACCAAUCUCUCGCCGAAACAGCUGUGCAAGAGUGUAUGAGCAACAUCACCACCGUCAUCUCCAAAUGGACUUCCUCCUCCUCCGCCGACGAGUUCCUCUUCUCCACCAACAGCCGCAGCGAAGCAGAGGAGUUCGUCGAAGUCGUCAGGCACCUCCACAGCACCAUGCACCGUCUCGUCGCCGUCAACCCUUCCUCGGAGAAGCUCAUCUACGCGCAGAACCUCAUGCAGUCCGCGAUGAACCUCCUCGAAUCCGAGUUCCACCGCGUGCUGAAGGAGAAUAAACAGUACCUACACCCCGAAAGCGUCACCCUACGGUCCUGCAGAUCGUCGAGGAGAUUCAGCACUUCGACUGUGACUAGCAUCUCCGACUCCGAAGACGAAGGAGGCUCCUACGAGGAAAACCCCUCCGCAGAAGAACAUAGAUUCUCCGGCGGAGAUUCCGACGCCAUGGACGAUCUCAAAAUGAUCGCUGACUGUAUGAUCUCCACGGGAUACGCUAAAGAAUGCGUUAAGGUCUACAAAACCGUGAGGAGAUCCAUCGUCGACGAGACGCUUCACAAUCUCUCGGUGGAGAGACUGACUCUGCAUCAGAUCCAGAAGAUGGAUUGGGAGAUUCUUGAGCCCAAGAUCAAGUCGUGGCUACAAGCCGCCAAGAUGGCAGUUCAAAAACUCUUCUUCGGAGAGAGGAUCCUAGCCGACCACGUGUUCUCCUCCUCAACUAACAUAGCCGAAGCUUCUUUCACCGAUAUCACACAGGAAGGAGCCUUAACGCUCUUCUCCUUCCCUGAACACGCCGCGAAGAUCAAGAAACUAUCCCCGGAGAAGAUGUUCAGGUUCCUCGACAUGUACGAGACGCUCGCGAACCUCUUCGUCGAGAUCGAGUCGAUCUUCUACUUCGAAUCCGCGGCUGCAGUCAGGUCUCAGGUGAUCAGCUCGCUUGCGAGGCUCGGCGACGCGGUGAGGCUCAUGAUGGCGGAUUUCGAGACCGCGAUUCAGAAGGAAGCGUCCAAAACGCUGAUCGUCGGCGGCGGCGUUCACCCGCUCACUCGCUACGUCAUGAACUACCUCUCCUUCCUCGCCGAUUACGACGAAUCGAUCGCGGUGAUCUUCGAGAACUGGCAGCUCGCCGUGCCGUCUCCUUUGCCGGAGUCUCUGUUCGGAGACGACGCUGAUCCGGAGGAUCUGCACUCGUCUCCGGCGUCGAAACGGAUCGCGUGGGUGAUUCUUCUGACUCUCUGCAAAAUCGACGGGAAAGCUCAGCCGUACAAGGACGUGGCGCUGUCUUACCUCUUCCUCGCGAACAAUCUCCAAUACGUCGUCGUUAAAGUCCGUUCGUCUAACCUGAGGCUCCUUCUCGGAGACGAUUGGGUGGGGAGGCACGAGGGGAAGGUGAGUCAGUACGCGGAGAAGUUCGAGAAGCUCGCGUGGGGGAAAGUGCUGACGUCGUUACCGGAGAAUCCCGCGGAGGAGAUUACGCCGGAGGAGGCUAGAGAGUUGUUCGCUAGGUUUAACGAUGAGUUCGAGGCGGCGUAUCGGAAACAGAUAUCGUGGGUCGUACCCGACCCGAAGCUUAGGGACCGGAUUAAAAUCUCGCUGAGUCAGAAAUUGAUGCUGGUUUGCACCGAGUUUUACGAGAUAAACCGGUUCGGUUUGGGAGGAGAUGCGUUUAAUGUCAGAUAUACCCCUGAAGAUAUAGGGAAUUACCUCUCGGAUCUUUACUUUGGAAGCAGAGGCUCGGGGAGUUCUUCGACAACAACCGGAUCAGGAUCCGGAACCGGUUCGACGACUACGGGUAAAUCUCGGGGAGGACGUAGCCAUUGAAAUGAGAAUCUCAUGAUAUUUUACUUAAAUAGUAUCAGCAAUAUUUAUUUAUUUGUGGCGGUGUGUGGUAAAGUGGGUACAGUGAUGAAUGAAUGAUCGGAUCGUUCACAUCUCCUUUUUCUGUUUUUUUUUUUUUGCUAAAUCUCC
Raphanus sativus (radish) is the source of this 2046-nucleotide messenger RNA. Its product is annotated as exocyst complex component EXO70H1. Lineage: Eukaryota; Viridiplantae; Streptophyta; Magnoliopsida; Brassicales; Brassicaceae. The record is from RefSeq and is a predicted model, not a curated record. The transcript has a single exon. Gene Ontology annotation, cellular component: exocyst. Gene Ontology annotation, biological process: exocytosis. Gene Ontology annotation, molecular function: phosphatidylinositol-4,5-bisphosphate binding. The coding region runs from base 25 to 1899 and encodes 624 amino acids.